CGAGCACAGCGCACGCAACCCACCUCUCUCGUUCUCUCCGCACACGCAACCUCUCGCACCGCACGCCAACGCAGCCGCCGCCUCUUCUCUUCCAUCGUCGUCAUCGCCUCGUCGGAUCUGGGGAGAAAGAGAGUGUGAGUCUCCUACCUCCGCCGCGUCCGCGUCCGCAUCACUCUUCCACGCCCUGGCGCCGCCGCGUCCGCCACUUCUCCUCGCCUUGUCGUCCCCGUCCCUCUCUCAUAGCCGAGCUCCAGCCCUCCACCAUCCCCUCCUCCUUGACCGCCUCUCCCCUCGUCUGAAGGAGCACGGGGCUGGCAGCUGCGCCUGAGCCGCCACAAGGCCGUCAGGUAGAGAAGAUCUGGUGCCCACGGGCCGUUCCCGCCGCUGUCCGAGUCCGACGUCUCGAAGUUGCCAGAGUCGCCGUCGCCAUACGAAGACGAGUCGGUGGGGAGAUGCUGGUGUUGGGAUUCGGGAGGGUCCAAUCUGCAGCAAAUCCUUGGGAGAUAUGACGGUGUAUUUUGGAAUGCUCGACGGCUUGUUGGCUGCAGAAGAGCUUCCUGAGGAAUACCGGAACCGAUGCCAGGAUAUACUCUGUAACGACUGCGGAAAAAGGGCUUUCUCGGUUCCACUCGUUGUAUCACAAAUGCGCCGCCUGUGGCUCGUACAACACCAGAGUUAUCAAGACCGAGGCACCAGAUUGUUCCAUGUCGAAUUAACAGGCGAGUCGUUUUCUGUUUUCUUCUUCUACUCGAUUCUUUUGGAAAUUCGCCUCUACAAUAUAUCUCGAUACAGAGGAGCAUUGCAUAUGUAUAGGUACGGAGCAUGGAUGUCCCUUUUUGUUAGCAACGCAGUUAAUAGUCAGUUUACUAUAGCAAAACACUAUUAAUUCUAUGUAGUAACAGCCAUUCGCCCCGUCUCUAGGAUAAUGCUUUAGGAUAGUGCAAGAAAUGGCAGUCUGGCAGCAUGAAUAGAACCAAGGCCGCCUGUCACUGCGCCACCCUGCAUCACCCGGGGCCUCGUUCCUCGCUCCAAUUGGCCAUUUUGGCUUUGCAUCUCCUGCGGCUGCACAGUCCUGUCAUGGCGAGUUCGUGACCAGCCGAAUCGUCCGCCCGAGGCAUGGGCAAGGCCCAGCAGCACCAAUGCUACCAACAAAAAAUGCCUCUUCUGUCCAAGCUGCAUCCGACACGGACACCACUUCAACUAGAGUACCAAACCAUGCAACCAGACUUGGCUAUUUCCAGUGCAAAAAAGAGCCAGCAGCCCCGGCCUUGGGUCUGCUGUUGUUGUAAUGUUGUUGAUGGAAGCUUCUCGUGGUCAGGGUGCCGAGCAGAGACUCUCACGUCCUCAGGGGGAAGGCCUCCUUGUAGUUUUGCAGACCGGAUGAGCAGACGUUUGCUAGCAGCAAGUCGACAGUCGAUGUGAUCUCUCCAGGCCCAGGAUGCGCUAGCUUUCUGCUCUGCACCACCGGUGCACGCCAUGCUGGCCAGAGUUAGGCUCGGCACGCCUGGCAUUUCUCUCGAUGGUCCAAUCUUGUGUGGCGAACAAGUCUCAGAGCUGUGUCUGUCGAAUUGACCCUCUGUUCCAGUCCAAUGGUUUAGGACAUGAAUGAAAGAGUCAGCAUGCAAGCCAAGACUGCGUUACUCUAUUUGAACUAUGCAUUUUACGAGUACGCUGACAGGUGUAAGAUAGUAAGAUUUAAAAUGUGUUGGCGAAAAGAUUUAUCACUUAUCAGUAGGCUCAAACUGUACAACGACGAGGAUGUGGAUGAGGACGAGGUCGAGCCCCUUCCCGGCGCGAUCUCCUUUUGGAGGCUAUUCAACUUCGUCGAUGGCCUCGACUGGGCACUCAUGGCCGCUGGCACAGUCGCCGCCGCCGCCCACGAUGCAGCAUUCGUAGUCUACAUGCACUAAUGGUCCUUGAAUUUUCUCGACGCUGAGCGGAUUUAGUCUGCUGUACACAGUUGUAGCGACGAGCCCCUCAACCAAUUUAAGCAGGUAAACUGUUGCUUCACAUGCUCGUCUCUUAAUUGCACGCCUGACAGGGCCUGCAACAUGAUAUUUAUUGCCUGACUCCCAAAGGUAAAUUCAACAACAAAUGUGUUUAGGAUCCUGUAAGGAACCAGAUGCCUCUCUCAAUAUCUAUUGGAUACAAGCUUUGAUUACAAGCAACACCAAUGGAGAUACAAAGUUUGGGGAUCAGGAAGAACAGAAGGAGGAGGACGAGAGGUAGGGGAAGAGAGACACCGUGCCAAAGCCGUGAUCCACUGGAUGACCAGAACAAUGCCUACUCCCUCGUACUUGUACUCUGUAGCUUUAGUGGUUUCCUGAUGGGCCAGGCCCACGUACCGGUCCAGGGGCAAACCCACAUGUUGGGUAACGUAGUAAUUUCAAAAAAAUUCCUACGCACACGCAAGAUCAUGGUGAUGCAUAGCAACGAGAAGGUAGAGUGUUGUCUACGUACCCUCGUAGACCGGAAGCGGAAGCGUU
This is a messenger RNA of Triticum urartu, 2486 nucleotides long. The record is from RefSeq and is a predicted model, not a curated record. NCBI's taxonomy places the organism in Eukaryota, Viridiplantae, Streptophyta, Magnoliopsida, Poales, Poaceae.